AUGCAAACCAACACGCACAACAAGGCGUCUCGAGGCCAUCUGGAAGUGAUGAGCGAGGCACAGCUGGUCUCCAGCGAACGUUCUCAGAGUCCGGGACCCCUCAUCCUCAAGAUCAGACAAUUCGACUACAAGGAGAUGCUCCACAAUUCCACCUUCUGCUUGGUGCCCCGGGGCAGACGGUUGGGCUCCUUUCGCUUCCUGGAAGCGCUGCAGGCUGCAUGUGUGCCGGUGAUGCUGAGCAACGGCUGGGAGCUGCCUUUUUCAGAGAUCAUCGACUGGAACACUGCCGCAGUCAUCGGCGACGAGAGGCUCCUGCUGCAGAUUCCUACCACCGUGCGCUCCAUCCACCAGGAUAAGAUCCUGUCCCUCAGACAGCAGACUCAGUUCCUCUGGGAGGCGUACUUCUCCUCUGUGGAGAAGAUAGUGCUGACCACACUGGAGAUAAUCCAGGACCGAGUGCUGGAGGACGGCUCCAGGAGCAGCCUGAUGUGGAACAGUCACCCUGGAGGCCUGUUUGCCUUGCCGCAGUAUUCGGGCUACUUGGGAGAUUUCCCGUUCUACUACGCCACAUUGGGUAUUAAACCGUACCCUAAGUUCACUGCAGUCAUCCACGCCGUCUCCCCGCUGGUGUCCCAGUCCCAACCCAUACUGAAGCUGCUGGUAGCUGUGGCCAAAUCCCAGUACUGUGCACAGAUUAUCGUCCUGUGGAACUGCGACAAGCCUCUCCCCGCCAAACACCGCUGGCCCGCCACCUCCGUACCCGUCAUCGUCAUCGAGGGGGAAAACAAGGUCAUGAGCAGCCGCUUCCUGCCCUAUGAGACCAUUGUGACCGAUGCUGUCCUCAGCCUGGACGAAGACACUGUGCUGUCCACCACAGAGGUGGACUUUGCUUUCACCGUCUGGAUGAGUUUUCCGGAGCGGAUCGUGGGUUACCCGGCCCGCAGCCACUUCUGGGACAGCAACAAGGAGCGCUGGGGCUACACCUCCAAAUGGACCAAUGAUUACUCCAUGGUUCUGACCGGUGCCGCCAUGUUCCACAGGUACUAUCACUACCUGUACACCCACUACCUGCCCACCAGCCUGAAGAACAUGGUGGACCAGCUGGCCAACUGUGAGGACAUCCUCAUGAACUUCCUGGUUUCUGCCGUCACCAAGCUGCCGCCUAUUAAGAUCACACAGAAGAAGCAGUACAAGGAGACCAUGAUGGGCCAGUCAUCGAGGGCGUCCCGCUGGGCCGACCCAGACCAUUUCGCCCAGCGGCAGACCUGCAUGAACAAGUUCGCCAGCUGGUUUGGCGGCAUGCCGCUGGUCCACUCCCAGAUGAGGCUGGACCCUGUGCUCUUCAAGGACCAGGUCUCCAUCCUGCGCAAAAAAUACAGGGACAUCGAGAGGCUCUGACAGGACCGCCGCCCCCUCGGGGGAGACUCCACACAGGGGGAGGCGCGCGACAGAGACUCCGUAGAGAGUCGGAGGAGCAUCCGAACUACGGCGGGAUGGACGGGGUGAGACGUCGCCCUGUCAUCCACUCAGCACAUUGCCAAUGACCACAGCGCUGCUGCUGCAUCCUGGACCUGAUCCAGGUGGAACAAACAGAUGGACGUAAAAACAAAGGAAACAGAGACUGUAUGUUUCAAACACGGCGAGCACUACUGACGACAGAAACUGUUGGAGAGAAUAUUUUUUGUACAAGGAUUCCGGCAUCAAAGGGAGCCUUCCCAGCAUUCUCUGCACACAUGCAGGACGGUAGAGGGGAAGGCGUUUGUGAUGGCUGACCGACACAAAUCCCAGCGCUCGUCCCUCCCUCAUCCGCAUCAGGACUGAAACUGGAGCCGCCGCAGAGAUCCAGCUUUUAUAUGUGUGAGGCCUGCUGGCACAAAGUGUUUUUGUUUUCAUCGACAUCUAUCCGGUCCCCGGCUCAUUCCUCCACCGUGUUUCCUAUCAGCCUUUUAUCUCUGUGGUGGGCGAGGAGAACUCCUCGUUUCAUGACCCAUUUUUCUCUUAUUCUCACUCCUCUGUGUCCAGAGUCCUGGAAAGUCGGCUCAUCCAACCAAAAGCUUGAAGCAGAGAAAAAAAAAAAUCCCUGGAAUAAGUAAGAUGAACAUUUCUGGAUUAAACGGAGCAGAACUGUGCGUUCAAACACAAACCUUUUCUUUCUGCAUGGUCUCUGAACAGAUUCCCUCCCCUGCAGCUCGUUUUAGUGACCGCCACCUGUUCUUUUUUUAGCGGUGCUUGUUCAGAGCACAUCAGUGCCAUUCUGACCUCGGAGGGCUGCCUUCGUCGUCGCUUACUGCACAUCAACGCUGCCUAAACACCUUUUUUUUUUUUUUAUUUACGCGUCGCUGCCAUUUUUUCUUUUUAUUUUUUCCCCUUGACAUAUCAGAGGACCUCAGAGCCAUUAAAUCGACAGAGAGGAUUUCUCCUCCAUUUGUCAGGCUUCAAUUAAGCAUUUCAUUUAGAAAGCCAUUUUCAUUCCCAGAGGACAGAGCGGCGAUGAAGCGUCAUAGAUUAUGGAGCGUCAUGUUUGUAGAAAACGUCGACUUGCGACAUUCACCUGCCUGUAACAGAGUGGCUUUAAAUCUGCAAUGAAUCAAGAUGGCUGCAUGCUUUUAGUGGCCUUUUUUAGUCACCGUUUCCUCUGCUUUCAUCACUCAAUUAUCAGCCGGACUCUUCGUUUUUAUUUAGUUGAUGCAAAAUAUAACAAAGCCUUUUUACACAUCCUAACAUAUCACUGCUCUCUCCUUCACUUCAUUUUGUAUUUUUUUUUUUUAUCAUCUGUUUAAUGUAAAGUGUUCAGCCAUUACAGAGAAUGUGAAACUCCUCAUUUAGGCCAGAUUUAGUCUUUGCCGCUCAUCCGAAUCCCCAACAUGCAGCACCCUGGAAAACCACACUAACACUUUAAACCACAAACUUUGAUGCACUUUAAAGUGGAAGAGAAAUGUCAUUGUUUACAAAUGAUCUGAAAUGUGUGGCAUGUGUUUUUGUAUCCAGCUUCCUUAAGUCAAAGCUUUGAAGACCCCCUUCUUGCUGUUUUAACUGAUGAAAGUCUGGAAUAUUUAUACCAGUUUGUCCACCUUUCCUGUCAGCGCUGAACAAACACAGCAUAAUGCUGCCACCACCAUGUUUAGCACUUGGCUUUUUCUAAUAAUCACCGGACUUCUGAAGGCACCUUUCUUUAGCAUUGACAGAGGGCUUAAUAAACAUGCAGGCCACAAUUUUCAGAUUAUUUGACAAAAAACUCCUCACUUUCCUUCCAUUCCACAUUAGACUAUUUGUGUUGGUCUCCUAUCACAUAUUAAAGUUUGUGGUUGCAAUGUGAAAAAAGAGGGGGUGUCAAUACUUUUGUCAUGUGCUGCAUGUAAUGUAAGAACAUUAAUCCUGCAUCUCUGAGGGGAGCUGGUGAUGUUUACUCAGCCCGUUUCCUCCUUGCUGUGCACAUCAGCCCACACAGAUGUCGAUGCACGGUUGAUUCUGUCCCCCCCUGCAUCGGUUUUCCCUGGGAAACAUCCAUCUCACUCUGAAACCUCCCCCUGCAGCAGAGGGAGAGACGGGACGGUUCCAGCAUGGCUGCUGCAGCUUUAAUCUCCUAUAAAGAUGGCAUGCUGAUGAUUGGAUCAGGCCCCACCGUCUCGCAUCUCAGUGGGAGUUGAAUUACAAAGUCCCAGAGAAGACUCAGACAGCUGGAUCAUCCUCUGAACCAGAUGGAGACUUUUCAUCCCCUCCUCGCACGUUACAGUAAUGGUCUGUUAAAAGUUCCAGAAACUUUUCUGUUCCCGAUCUGAUUCAGAGUGUGAUGGAGAAAACUGAGGGAAAACUUUUGCGUCGUUUACAGAGAAAAGUUUAUCUAAAAUGUUUUCAGAGGUGGACUCUGGUCCUAAUUUGUGCCUUUUAUCAACAGCUGAGUUCUGCUGGGAAAUAACCGGCAUCAUUUCCAGAAUCCCAACAUUUAUACACUAAAGGAGUCGCAGCUUUCUCUCAACAUCCCCCGUGUUUUUGGACACUGUUACCGUGGUGACGUUGAUCUGUGAGGGACUCGGGGAAGCCUGGCUGUCCUGAUGCCUUUCCUCCCUCCUACCCUGUAACUAAGAGACUUUUAUAGAGGCCACAAAUUAAAUAGAUAAAUGACAAUUUUGUAAGAAUGAUUUAUAAAAAAAAAUAAACUCAUAUUUGAUUAUAUCAGUGUGUGUGC
This is a messenger RNA of Cyprinodon variegatus (sheepshead minnow), 4186 nucleotides long. RefSeq names its product exostosin-1b-like. NCBI's taxonomy places the organism in Eukaryota, Metazoa, Chordata, Actinopteri, Cyprinodontiformes, Cyprinodontidae. The record is from RefSeq and is a predicted model, not a curated record. The transcript has 11 exons. Gene Ontology annotation, cellular component: membrane. Gene Ontology annotation, molecular function: glycosyltransferase activity. The coding region runs from base 1 to 1398 and encodes 465 amino acids.